GGCAUAGUCGGUAGGGUUGCAGUGCGUAAGAGAAAAUUCAGAAGUGAAGUUGACCGUAAAGAAUGCCCACCGCCUCCGUAACGUUAGAUCGGGAUAGUCAAGGGUCUCAAGAGACCCUUGAUCCUUUACACAAAGUCCUGAACCUUGUGGAAAAGAAGAUAAGAAACCUCGAGAAGAGAAAGAACAAACUAGAACAGUACCGUUUGGCUCUAAAGGAUGGGAAGGAGCUCAUUGAAGAUCAACGGCAAGCAGUUGCCAGCUUUGAUUGUGUAAUCUCCAACCUUGAAUUAAUGCGGGACAUGAGUCAAAAUUUUACAGCGGUCAUUGCAGAACACAACAAACUUUUGAAAAAGCAAAUGAAGCAUGAGGCUGUGGAGAAACAGAAUGAGGAGAUCAAUCGUAUCAAGGAAAUCUUCAAAAUUCAGGAUGUUCUCCAGCUUAUGGGUCAAGAUGAAGUUCGGGCAGAUUUCUUAGCUGGGACCAAUGGUGCAGUUGUCAUACCCCCUGAGCACUUAGAACACCUGGAUACCCUUUUCAAACUUGUUACACCUUCCCGAACAGAGGGCCAAGAUGCACAGGAGUUUCAAAAAGAGUUGCGGAAUGCAGCAGAGCACAUGUCCUUUUUGCUGGAAGGAAAGAACAGUGAAGUUGCUGGCACUACGUACAAAACUCUGAUGAACAUUGUGGAUGAAAUUGCCAGUUGUUCUUACCCAGAAGUGAAAGAACCUGAAGUUGUGGAUGAAGAAAAUGUUGAGUCCUUACCGGAAGAUGUUCCUGAAUAUACAAAUGGAAUUAUUGGUGAAGAAUCGGAAGAAAUUGCAGUUGUUGCCGAAGGAGUGGUCAACAGUGUUGCUGCAGAUGGGCCACCUCCAGGUCUUUCUACCUCAGCAGUGGUCCCUAUGCAGCCUCCAAGUGUACCUCAAGAGAAACCUUCUAUUGUCUCUCCUUCACAAGAUCCACUAGCUGCAGCCAUGGCACAGAUUCCACCAGCUGGUGUCCCUGGGGGUCCCCCUCAGGCUCCUGGAUUACCUCCUGCACCAUCUUUCUUCACACAAGCCCCUCAUGCACAGCCAGAACAUCAAGCAGCCCCACCACAAAUUCCACCACCAGCCCCCCCACAACAGGCUCCUGUACAGCCCCCAGUGCAACCCCCUGUGCAGCCACCUGUUCAGCCUCCAUUACAGCCUCCAGUUCAGCCUCCUGUACAGCCCCCAGUACAACCACCUGUGCAGCCUCCUGUUCAACCACCUGUACAGCCUCCUUUACAACCAGCCUUACAGCAGAUAUCUCUUAAUGACUUAGUGUCACCUGGAAGCUUUGACUUUUUACAGGAAAGCCAAGUGGCCCAGGAACCUCCAACUGUGUAUAUGGAUCCAGCUGUAGUUUCUAUUGGAAGCAUCAAGACAGAAUCCGUAUCCCAAAAAAUCCUGUCACCAGUACAACAGCCACCUCAGUCAGCUAACCCAGUGGUCUCACUUGCACAGGAACACACUCAUCCAUCCAAUAUUCCGGCUCAAAGUUUUACUAAUCAAACCUAUAGUAACAUUAACGUAGCAGGUUACACACAGGGUGUUGCGGCAGUUUAUCCAACCAACGCUGAUGUUGAUCCUACUCCAAACCCUCCGCCAACACUCGCGUUGCCAUCACAACCUCGAACACAGGGUCAGGUGGAAUUCAACCCAGAAGCACGCCCAUGGACAACUGACCAGUCAACGCCCACUCAAGAUUCAGUCACAUCUGUUGGAAGCAUUUCCCAGGGUCAUGAUGAUGGUAACUGGGGGACGCAAGAGAUGCCUGUCAAUGGUGGUGAUGACAAGUGGGUCAAUGAUUCUGGAAAUUGGGAUGAAUACGAGGACAAUCAAGGAGGUUCUGUUCCCCCUGCCAACAGCAACGGUCAUGGAGAUUUUGACAGACGAACUGGCUUCCGGGGAGGAAGAAGCAGAGGAGGAUUUAUUGCUAGGGGUGGGUUCAGAGGCAAUCGGGGUGGUGGGGGUAAUGGUGGUUAUCAAAAUGGGCGCGGCGGUUACGGAGGUGGUUAUGGCGGCGGCGGCGGUGGUGGCUAUCGUGGUGGGCGUGGCGGAAUGAAUGGACCCCGUGGCGGUCGAGGCUUUAGAGGCCAGGGUCCACGAGGUGGUUUUAGGGGCCGAGGUGGGCAGCGAGCACCCUAUCAACAACCCCCACAUAUGCAGUAAACUGAUAUAUCAGUGCUGAGCUGUGACUGUGAUGUGAAAGCAGUGUGUAUUUUAACACUUAAGUGUUGCACAUUUUACACACCGUAUUGACCUGGCAUUACUUGCUAUUUGUAGUGCCUGAACUUCACAUUGAACAAAUUUGAACGGAGAGACAGUACAGGGCAUUCUUUACGGGACAAUGUAGUGUGAAAUGACAUAAAAGUGAAAAAUUUGACAAAAAAGAGAAGGAAAAGAAAAAAAUGAGUUGAUCUUAACUCAAAAAAAAAAAAUAAUAAAACGUUAAUUUCUGUAAACUAUUCCAUGACUCGUAAGGUUAUACUGAUUAUAAUUUUUUUCUCCUUUUUUUUUUGUGUCAUCAGUUGGAAGCAUAUUCCUGAAUGUGGAGGAGAAGUGGAGGGUGUAAGUCAUGCUCCUCUUCUCUUCCAAGUGGCAUAGAUCCACAUGUAACUUCAAAAAAAAAAAAAAAAAAAAAAAAAAAAAAAUACGUUCUUGAGCUGUCGACGCUUCCAAUACAUUAUCAUUUAAUGCACCCUGUGAGUUUCUAUAACCUUUUUUUUUUUAAACUACAGUUUGAGAAAAGUCCUCAAAUGGGGAAGAAAUGAUGACUGGCAUGAAGUCAAGUGCUUUCUGGAACCUAAUGUUGAACGGAUGACAUGAAGAUGAAACGACGAGAAGCAGCAAACACAGAGUAUCCCUGCCGUACAAAUUUCGGCCACUCUGGGUAGUGGUGACAGCAUUUUAUUUUUAAGAAAUGCUGUGUCGUAUAAACAGAAUUCUUAACAAAGAAACCGUGUCUUUCAUGUCUAAAAAUACACCACCUUGAAACUGGAUCCUAUAUGAGGUAAUUUGUAAAAUGGAAACAAUUUUAGCAUUUAAGUCAUUGUAUUUUUAAGAAGUAAAGACUUGUUACAAUAAUACUGUACUUUUGGAAGUUUUUAAUGUAUUGAUGCAACAGUUUUCUCCUGAAACCUUGCAAACAAGCAGGCAUUUUAUUAUAAUGUAGUCACUUUUCCCUUGCCUUUUUUUUUUUUUUUUUUUAACUGGUCAGUACAUACCUACAUGAUAUAGAAACAGUAUACAUAUAUUUAUAGAGUGGAAAUUUAGGGUGUCAAUUUUCUGUAUUUUGAAUGGGAUCAAGAUUAAUGAUUUAAUUCCUUUCCCUUAAAUAAUAUUCUGUUAUUUUU
Messenger RNA from Macrobrachium nipponense, 3376 nucleotides. RefSeq names its product caprin-1-like. Gene Ontology annotation, molecular function: RNA binding. The coding region runs from base 63 to 2192 and encodes 709 amino acids. The record is from RefSeq and is a predicted model, not a curated record. Gene Ontology annotation, cellular component: cytoplasm. NCBI's taxonomy places the organism in Eukaryota, Metazoa, Arthropoda, Malacostraca, Decapoda, Palaemonidae. The transcript has 5 exons.